AUGCGAAUGUUGGGGCCACCCCUUCCACCCCCCAAAUGUGUAGACUCUCCAGGGUGGAGAACAGAUGCCCCCUGCCCGUCUCCUCUGCCCACCCCCGGGGCCUGGAGAAACAGGGCCCAGGAAGAGGAGGAGGAAGAGGAAGAUACGUAUGAGCUGCCCCCCUGUGAGGCUCUGCUCCGGAAACUAGCCCCUGCCCACCUUCCUGGAACCGAAGAGGACUCUUUGUACCUGGAUCACUCCGGCCCCCCGGGCCCGUCCAAGUCACCAGCACUGGAGCCUGAGCCCGAAAAGCUGAAGGCAGCACUGACCCUGCAGGCGGCCGUGAAGCAGGGACAGCCCUCUGGGAGGCGAGAGCUGACUGCACCAGCCCCAGUGGUGCCAGGCUCUGCAAAGGAACCUGAAGAGGACAUCUACCUGGAGUGUGAGCCCAGCCCAGUCCCUGCUUUGCCUCCGAUGCCCCCAGUCCCUCUGCCAAGGACAUCAGUAGUACACAGGCCCCCCAGAGCCCCCCAGGAAGCCCAGAAUGAAGCCGCAAAUGCCACCCCUAAAGCAGGAAGGAGCUCCUCUCUUUCCUCUGUAGCCCCCAGCAGAAACACCACAGCUGCCGAGGAUGACGGUCUGCUGGGUCAGCCUUGGUACUCAGGGAACUGCGACCGACAUGCUGUUGAGAGCGCCCUGCUCCGAUGCCAAAAGGACGGGGCCUUCACCGUGCGCCCCAGCUCAGGCCCUCGUGGCUCCCAGCCCCUCACCCUGGCGGUGCUUCUCCAUGGCCGGGUCUUCAACAUUCCCAUCCGGCGGCUGGAUGGUGGGCACCACUAUGCCCUGGGCCGGGAGGGCAGGCAGCACGAAGAGCACUUCUCCUCCGUGGCUGCCAUGGUCCAGCACUACGCGCAGCACCCCCUGCCCCUCGUGGACAGACACAGUGGCAGCCGGCAGCUCACCUGUCUGCUCUUCCCCACCAAGCCCUGAUGCGCCCCAGCAGAUGUCCACACCCACCUCUGGCCCCAUGGGUUGCUCCUGCCCCAUCCACCUGUCCUCCUUGGGCUGUGUCCCUUCUCCUCUCCCAGGUCUCCACCCUUCCAGGCCCUCCUUGUCCACUGUCCCAGUUCCUGCAGGCCCCGAUGAGAGGCACUGGAAACGGUUGCCCAGAGACUCCAUGCCAUGCUCACCCAGAGCCCACCCUCUCCAAGGCUGGGCAGUAAGGGUCAGGCAGGGCUCCCAUUCCCAGCCUCCAGGAACGGCCGUGCACACCCUGUUGCUAAGGCUUCCCAAGCAGCUCUGGAUGAAGGCCUCCUCAGGGGAAAUAGCCUCCUGGGCACAGCAUGGGCACUGCUGGGACACAAAAAGAAUCCUCUCACAUCCUUUUGAAGGCUUAAUACAGGGCUGGCAUCUUGGAGGGACUUGGUUGCCCUGCACACAUUUUGCUUUCAAUAAAUACUUGUUGAAUAAAUCCUUGAAUUUGCUGAGGAAAGCAGAGGUGGCUUCCAUGAGGCUCCGAGGUUCUCAAGCGUCCCAGGGCACAGCCUAGUGCUGGGAGUGACAGCAGCGGUGGCCAGGCCAGGGCAAUAAGGCCGCCCCGUUUCUGCCCACUGAACGGGGCGUUUGCCCUUACAUGGUCUGUGCUGAGGACCAUCUCCAGGGUGGCUGGUUCUUGUUUUGCUUUGUUUGAAGGUGGUCAGAGAGGGUUAGGGAGGGAGGCUCAGUGUGUAUCUGCCACUCCGUAAAUGGUGAGAAUGGAGUGAAGUACAGGCAGACCCCAGGAAACCCCUGGCUACUGGGCUCGCCAGACCUAGAGUACUGACAGUGGCCCA
Messenger RNA from Artibeus jamaicensis (Jamaican fruit-eating bat), 1811 nucleotides. It is a transcript of the gene SH2D6, whose product is annotated as SH2 domain containing 6. The transcript is spliced from 15 exons. Gene Ontology annotation, cellular component: cytoplasm. The record is from RefSeq and is a predicted model, not a curated record. Gene Ontology annotation, biological process: cell surface receptor protein tyrosine kinase signaling pathway; intracellular signal transduction. NCBI's taxonomy places the organism in Eukaryota, Metazoa, Chordata, Mammalia, Chiroptera, Phyllostomidae. Bases 1 to 969 code for a protein of 322 amino acids.